This is a messenger RNA of Cannabis sativa, 994 nucleotides long. RefSeq names its product B3 domain-containing protein REM19. The record is from RefSeq and is a predicted model, not a curated record. NCBI's taxonomy places the organism in Eukaryota, Viridiplantae, Streptophyta, Magnoliopsida, Rosales, Cannabaceae. Bases 286 to 786 code for a protein of 166 amino acids. The transcript has 4 exons. Gene Ontology annotation, molecular function: DNA binding.
CCUAGUUAACUUUACCUUAACUCCUUUUUCUCAUUUUUACCAAAAUACACAAACCAUUUUACAGAUUUACUCACAAAUUUCGUAUGACACUCCUCUACACACCUCAACAACUACUGCCUUUUCCUAUUUCAAUGGCUUCUCUAUAACAAAAAAAAAAAAAAAGCUUGAUGGUGGUGGUGGCCCUCAUUUUCGACGACCUUUCCCUAUCUACUGAAGCUGUAAAAAGGCACAUGAAAGUGAAGGUGGAGUAAUAUUCAAGUUGAUUAUCAAAUAGAAGUGGUGUGAAUGUAUAUGUUUACUACUCAGAAAACAAGUCAACAUCGUUUGACUUGUAGUCAAAGAGCUAGAAUUCUUGCAAGAGUUCCCUUUCAAUCAAAGAAACCUUUCUUUAAGAUUCUUAUGCAACCAUCAUAUGUUGACUCUAGGAAAGACCAAAUUUUUAUACCACUUAAGUUUGCCAUGACAUACAUUAAGAAUCAAGGUGAUGUCAUUCUUACCGGUCCUAAUGGCAGAUAUUGGUCAUCCGAAUUCAAAAUGAGGACUGUAAAAACCAAGAAUCCCGGUCCUAGAAUCUGCAAUGGUUGGCGAGAAUUCGCAAAGGGUUACAAUUUAGAAAUUGGUGAUGUCUGCAUUUUUGAGCUUCUUGAUGGGAUUCAAACCACAUUCGAAGUUUCCAUAGUUCGAUUCGCUGAAUAUGAAUGUUGCCAAUGGUCUCAAGAUAGUAAAUAUGCAAAUGGUGGAAGCAAGGCAUACAAAGAUGUGAAAGUAAAGAUUGAAAUUGAGUAACUAAGUCCUUAUUGAAAGUUUGUGGUAUGUCUGAACUAGAACCUUGUGAAUCCAUGAUUGUGGACCAUGUUGUCAUGUACUGAUGUGGUGCUAUGAGAUGUUAAGUGGGUUUUUUCUGCUACAAUAGUUCUAUGUGAUGAGUAUAUAACAUGUAAUGUACAUAUUAUAUAUAUUUAUAUAAUGUAUGGUAAUGCUGCUUUUGAAGUGA